Messenger RNA from Capsaspora owczarzaki ATCC 30864, 3015 nucleotides. RefSeq lists its product as hypothetical. Lineage: Eukaryota; Filasterea; Ministeriida; Capsasporidae. Bases 1 to 3015 code for a protein of 1004 amino acids. The record is from RefSeq and is a predicted model, not a curated record. Gene Ontology annotation, molecular function: ATP binding; ATP hydrolysis activity. Gene Ontology annotation, cellular component: cytoplasm. The transcript is spliced from 2 exons.
AUGGUCCGCAAGCAAGCGCCGCCAAGCACGACCAGCAGUCCGCAGUCCAGCCCAUCACGACAGCAGCAUCAGCCACGGGGCGUGAGUUUGAAUGCUACCGGUGCUGGUGCUGCUACUACUGCUACUGCUGCUGCGCUUCCGGGCAUUGCGUUCGAGAUUGUCGGAGUUGCUGACGGAACAUGUGCGGGCGAACUUGGCGCGCCGCCGCUCUGCGCAUGGCUGCUCAAUCCGACCGCAGCCACAACCACGGACACUGCUACGACCACGGGAGCCAACAGUGCGGCUGCGGGGAGUGCAAGGGCCGAGCUCAUGCGCGCACAUGCGCUGGUCGCGUCCUUGAUUGGGCGCUGGGCGCAGCUUGCCGUCGUCGACCUGGCUUCCAACCCGCUGACGGAGGGCCACCCAUCGCAGACUGGGUCGUCGUGCUGGAUCCAGUUUGCCUCAGAGCGCGAUCUCGCUGCCAGGCGGCUUCAUGUCCCAGCACAACCGCCACCGCCAAUGGUUGAAUCCGUCGCGAUCGCCUCAGAGCAGCAACCAGUGCUGCAGCAACAAGGCAAUCCGGCAGUGUUUGUCUUCCGAGUUGUUCUCUCGUCGUUGGCCGCGAUUGCACUGUCAAUAUACGAGCCUACGCGAUCGCUAUGGUCGGGAACUGUCUUGCCUGGUCCCAAUCCGCGCCUGCGUUGCUGCACGAUGGUGCCAAACACGCUCCAGCAACGAACAGAGCUGCCAGUCGCGACUCGCGUUGUGAUUUCACUCUCUUGGAUUGAUGUGCAGACCGGCCGGCCAGUCGAGGCACCAUUAGACGCUUGGAUGGUUGAUGAGACUGCUGAUUUCGCCCCGACACUCUUCAGCACAAAACCACGGUCGGCAGCCCCAGCGCUCGCCGCUCUGUUGAAAGACGCAAUCGUCUGUCCUGGGCAGAUGCUUGGGUGUGAUUGGUUUAAUCGCCCAUCGGGUCUUGUCGUGCUGUACGCCACGGCAGACACGAGCACCUCGUCCUCUCAACUCCUGCCCUUGCCUGGUCGAAGUCUACCCACUUGCUUUUCACCCGCACUUCAAGGUUGGCUGCAUGCAGUCUCGACAAUGCAGGUGAGCGAGACCCCCAGCGGUGCCGACAAAACCCCGGUAUCUUCUCCCGGGAAGCCAAAGGCUGCCGCCGCGACAUCCCCGCUUUGUCGAAUUGCUGGCAGGUGCACCCCGGCCGCAGGCUGUGUUGUUAGUGGCGCGUCUGGCACGGGCAAAACCGUCACCGUUCGAUUGAUUGCCGAAACUCUUCGUUCUCUCAAUCUCCUCGACCGAGUGGUCUGGAUUGACUGCACUUCGCUGUUUCAGCGCGACGAAGGAGCCACAGAGCGCAUGUUGCAAGCAGCGUUCCAGCGAUGCAAGGAGGCGGGUUUGCCAGCGCUCCUUGUUUUGGACGAGUUUGACACGCUUGCCCCUCUGGCAGGCACCGCAGGGGACGUGGAGCGCCGACUCACGUCCGAGCUGUGUGCUCAACUGGACGACUUGGCUUUGGCGCACCUUCCCAUUUCUGUCAUUGCCAUCACAAGUCGGCUGGACGCUGUGGAUCCCUGCGUGCGCCAACCUCUCCGACUGCCGGUGGAGGUUCCAUUUCACAUUCCUCGUUCAGCAGACCGUUUGGAGAUUCUCGAGCGGCUGACACGGCAAAUGCCACUCGUAAGCGCUACAUUGGAAGGUGAUUGCGAAUCCGUCCAUCCGAAUUCGACGCUCGGUGCCCUGCCCUUGCUCGAACGUCUCGCCGAUGCCACGCAUGGUUAUGUUGCUGCCGAUCUGGCCAACUUGUGUCGAGAAGCAACUUUGGCGGCAAUCAGAGAACUGUCAAACACAAGCUCGCUUUCGGCAGUUUCGCCAACCAGCGUCUGCGUGCACGAGCGUCAUUUGGCCGCAGCUCUGGCCGGUACUCGCCCGAGUUCGCUGGCGGCGGCUUCCAUUGCGACCCCGUCCCGGGCUCGUUCGUCCGCUGCUGCCGUCAUUCCGACAUCUCGCGCGCGGUCGAACAAGGACGCCAUGUCUGCUGCCAACGUGGCCUUUGCCAACCUUGCUGGAUUGGAAGAGCAGAUAGAGCAGCUCAUAGCAUCCGUGCUCUUGCCGCUGCAACAGCCAGAGCUCUUCCGGGCACUUCAUAUUUCGCCACCCAAAGGCGUCCUCCUCCAUGGUCCGUCAGGCACGGGCAAAACCCAGCUGGCCCUCAGUCUCGCCGCUGCCUCUGGUCUUAAUGUCAUCACGGUCAACGCUGCCGAGGUGAUUAGCAAGGUGAUUGGUCAGUCAGAGCAAGCGCUAGCCCGGAUUUUCCGGCAGGCGCGAGACAGCGCACCGUGUGUGGUUAUUCUUGAUCAGAUUGACGUGCUAGCCGGGACACGGGACGGCGCAUCGACUUCCUCUGACAAUUCUUCCUCGCGUCUCCUCACUUGUCUGUUGACUGAGAUGGAUGGGCUGCUGAGAGCUCGGGGCGCUUCCGUGGCUCCGUCUGCCUUUGCCUUGGAGCGACUGGUGGUUCAAGCACCUGCAGCAACGUUGUUUGGCUCUCCUGUGGCCUCUUCGCCGUCACCCGCCUCGGCCGCCACAUCCUUGGCUGCAGAAGCAGCAGCCUCGCCACGCAUCACGCCAGCCCACAACCCGUUUGACGACACUGUGCUGUUCGUGGCCACUACAUCGCGAUUCGAACAACUGGAUUCCGCUAUUCUUCGCCCUGGUCGCUUUGAUAUUCACAUUUCAUUUGAGCUACCUUCGUUUGAGGCCCGUUGGUCGAUCCUUAAACUCUAUCUGUCUCGUCUCGGCUGGCAAGAGGCAGACUUUAUCGAGCACGAACUGGCGCUGGACGCUGUCGUGCUGUACAUGAGCGAGUACGCUGGUUCCGAUGUUGAAGCCGUCUGUCGCGAGGCCGGAAUGAGUGCGCUUCGCGAAUGUGUUGCCUCGCUGGGUGAUGCGCAACCACGGGUCACCCUGCUGCAUUUGCGCGAUGCGCUCAAGGCCGUUCGACCUCAGCGUGCGUAG